Messenger RNA from Austrofundulus limnaeus, 2695 nucleotides. Its product is annotated as MSL complex subunit 3. Lineage: Eukaryota; Metazoa; Chordata; Actinopteri; Cyprinodontiformes; Rivulidae. The record is from RefSeq and is a predicted model, not a curated record. Gene Ontology annotation, biological process: regulation of DNA-templated transcription; chromatin organization. Gene Ontology annotation, cellular component: nucleus; MSL complex; NuA4 histone acetyltransferase complex.
AGAGAGAGAGAGAGAGAGAGACCCCACAGGAAAGGAAAGGGUUAAUGAGUUUUUAAGGUUUCGAUCGAUGUCUCUUCUUCCACACGUCGCCAUGAACAAAUGAAUUCGCGGGGAAUUAAAUAUCAGUUUCACAAAGGAGAACGAGUCUUGUGCUUUGAACCAGACCCUACCAAGGCUAAAGUCUUGUAUGACGCUAAGGUUCUUGAUGUCUUGAUAGGUACAGAUGAACAUGGAAGGCGAGUACCAAAGUACCUGAUUCAUUUCAACGGCUGGAGCAGAAGCUGGGAUCGCUGGGCUGCAGAGGAUCAUGUCCUAAGGGACACRGAGGAAAACCGUAAAUUGCAACGUAAACUGGCUCGCAAAGCGCUGGGUCGCAUGAAGAAAAAAGGAUGGACGAAGAGGCGUCGUCGUCAGUCCGGUUCUAAAUCUUCUCUGAAGACACUCCCAAAGGAAGACGACAGUGAUGACGCUUGUUUGAUUUCAACUUCAGAGAGCAGUGAAGGGGACGACUCUGACCCCGAUUCUUCAAACAGUGGCGAMAGCACAUUCUCCGAGGACAUCAACAAAAUGAGGGUUGAGCCAGACACGAACAUGAAGAGAGAGUGUGAGGAGAAGAUUGUUCAUGUUGACAUCAACAUCCCUGAUGUCCUGAAGAAGAAACUGGAAGAUGACUGUUUUUACAUCAACAAGAGAAAAAAGCUCGUCAUGGUUCCCUGUCAGACAAACGUGGUGCACAUCCUCGAGUCCUACGUCAAACACUUCGCUCUGAACAAAGCCUUCAUGGCCAACGACAGGUACAGGCGGCAGCAGAACGCCWCGCAGAGCGGCAGUCCACAGCCGAUCCCUCCAGAGAAGAGUGAGGAGCUUUGUAARGAAAUGGUGGAUGGCCUGAGGAUCACCUUUGACUUCACCUUACCCAUGAUCCUCCUCUAUCCCUGUGAACAAGCUCAGUUUAAAAAGGUCAGCUCGUCCAGACUCUUCCUCGCCAUGAACGAUGGCUCUCCCUCCUCCAGCAACACUCAACGAGAACGCAGYCCRAGCCCGCCAGGCCACAACCCCCCCACCCCUCAGUCCACGGACAGCCAGCCAGCCCUGAGUGACACCUCUGYCACCACGCCCACCGCGCCGGCCCCCACUCCAAAGCGCCGGCGCCACCCGGACAUGGACUGCAUCUCGUACCAGUCUCAGUCCCUCAGACGCUCCACCAGGAACACAUCAGGAAGCGAACGGCCAGCUGAAGGAAGCAGCGGAGGUCAUCAGAGUGGAGGAAGCACCACGGCAUCACCACAGCUCAAACGGCGUUCGGUCGACACUUCAUCACAGCCCAAAUUCUUCCUCAACCUCGAUCGAAAAACUCCAGUCCACAGUGGCUCAUCUUCACCGUUACCUCUGACUCCGAACAAAGAGAGAAGUGGGCCCUUCUACGGCUUGGAGAGCCGGAGGAACAACGAGCUCAAUGAGGUUCUGAGCUGGAAGCUAACUCCUGAUAACUACCCUCUGAACGACCAGCCACCCCCGCCUUCUUACCUGUACGGAUCACAGCACCUGCUGCGGCUUUUUGUGAAGCUUCCUGAGAUUCUGGGAAAAAUGCUACUCCCUGAGAGGAAUCUUCGAGCCCUGAUCAAACAUCUGGAACUCUUUCUCAGGUUUCUGGCUGAGUUUCAUGAGGACUUUUUCCCAGAGUCUGCAUACGUGUCUGCAUCAGAAGCCCACUAUAGCAUGAAACAACCAAGGCCGGUUUAUUGAAGGAGACACGGRCACUUUGCUUUCUUUCUCAACAUGUUCCAUCACUCAAACCCCUUCAGCCUUUUCUGGCCAGUUAUCAGAGGAUUAAAACCCACCUUUCCUUUGAAUCGAAGCGCUGUUUUCUUCUUCACUGUGUUGCUUUUGCUUCUGCUAACAACCCUCUUAUGUUCCCCGUCCUGCAUGUGAGGCAGAACUGCUUUGCUUUAGUGUCCCACUCCCAAUACAUUUUGAUUGCUGACUUGUGUUUUUUGUUUUGUUUUUUCUUCUCAGCAGUAAAUUCUGGAGGAUACAGGUUGGGCCAACCCUUACUGUUCUUGCAUGUUUGUGUUAUAGGAUCAGACUGCUCUGACCUUGCUUUCCUUAGGAGCUACAGUUUUGGAGUAAAGAACAAAAAAGUGGACUCAGGAAAAAUCCCUGUGCUUUUUUUCUUCCUUCCUAAUUAAGUAGUUUCAGAUCCUCUGGAGGACACGUUAUGCCUGUUUGGAGGCUUUGACUUUUCGCACCUCUCAUGCAUAUUAUUGUUGCCAUUUCCCUUCCUGAUUUUCUCCAGAGAUGUAAAAAAAAUCUUCUGAAUGUGUGCCGUUUUAUUUUCUUGCUUUUUAUGCUUUCUAAUAAAUACCUUCCUGGUGAGCUGCGAUGGGUUCAUGUGAUAGUUAUAUAUGAUUCUGAGGCAACUUUUAAAGAUKUAUUAAAAACAUCUGGUUUACAUUUUAUGUGGGAUAAUAAAUUCAAAGAAAUAUAUGUAGAGACUUGUCAUCUUGGGAUGUAACAACAUGAUCGGAUUAUCCUGUGAAAAUGUAAAUAUCAGUCCAUGUAACUUUUGUUUUUCAAAAUCUACUCCAACAGUACCUCAUACUUUGUUGUACACGCUCUUGUGUGUUGUUAUUCUUUUCAGCCAUUUCUGCUGCAUUUUGGCCCCAUUUGUUAAAAUAAAAGUAGCUUUUCUAAA